AUUUCGUUUAUCAAAUCUGUCAAAAUUUUUACAGAAAACAAAAAGUCAAGCUAGCCAUUUUAACACAAAAAAAUUGUUUCUCUUCAUAAGUAUAAAAAAAAUUAAUAAAUAAAAGUUUAAUACUACUUAUUAAUAAACUAACAAAUAUAUAAAUGGAUCUUUACGAUGACUUGGAUACAAAACAACGUGCUGGCCAAAUCGAUGGCUGGUCAUCGGGCAUUAAAAUGCUACAAACUCAAUUGGCCAUUAAAAAAGCAACCAAUCCCCAACCCAAAAAAGAACAGAAGAAACCACUUUUAACUCCCAUGAUUAGCCUUCGACCCAAGAAACCACCAGAAGAUGAUAUAUUCACUCCAAUGAAAAGCGAACCACGUCCGAUAAAAACAAUGAUUGCCCAGCCCUUGGCUCCGGUAAUUGAAAACAAUAAAUCCAAUGAUUACGAAUGGGAUGUUGUUGAUGAGUACGAUCCAUUUUGGCCAAACGAAUAUGAAAAGUUAAUCAAAGAGAAGCGCGAUAGGGACAAAGAAAGACGCGACGAACGAAGAAAACGACGAAACAAUAAUGCAGGUGGAGAUAACAAUCGAAAAGAAACAUCUCCAAAGUAUUCUGGAUUUUCAAAUCGUCAUAAUGAAGAAGAUUCUUAUGUCAGGUCACCGCCGGUAUCCGGAGGCGGAGGAGGCAAAGGAGCUGCAAUUGCACCACCUCCUUCUCUUCAGGAAAUCUCUUUAACCAAUGGAGAUGGCACCACUGCUGUCACUAUUCCCUACACAACAAAUUCAGUUGCAGCCAAAAUUAUGGCCAAAUAUGGUUUUAAAGAUGGCCAGGGUCUGGGUAAAUCCGAACAGGGCAUGUCAAUGGCAUUACAAGUUGAGAAGACCUCGAAACGAGGUGGCAGAAUUAUCCACGAAAAAGAAUUACUCAUGCCACCUCCCCCAACAGUACCAAAUUCACCUCCAUCUGGUGGUGGAGAGUCUGCACAAAAAAUUGAGCCUAGCAUUACUGAGAUAAUGAAAGAACCUAGCAAAGUGGUUUUGCUUAGAAAUAUGGUUGGUCCCGGAGAUGUGGAUAGUGAAUUGGAGCCUGAAGUGAAGGACGAAUGCAACACAAAGUACGGUGACGUAGUAAGUGUUGUUAUUCAUGAAUCGUUUGGUACGAUUCCAGAAGAUGCCGUCAGGAUAUUUGUAGAGUUUAAAAGAAUCGAAAGCGCCAUUAAAGCUGUUGUCGAUUUGAAUGGACGUUUCUUUGGAGGCAGACAAGUUCGAGCUGGGUUUUAUAAUUAUGAUAAAUUUAAAAGCUUUGAAUUACAAUAAAUAUAAAUUAACAUGCAUUUUAUUCUUAAGAAAUAAAUCUUAUGACUUGAAAGAA
Messenger RNA from Episyrphus balteatus (marmalade hoverfly), 1365 nucleotides. It is a transcript of the gene Spf45, whose product is annotated as splicing factor 45. NCBI's taxonomy places the organism in Eukaryota, Metazoa, Arthropoda, Insecta, Diptera, Syrphidae. Gene Ontology annotation, cellular component: precatalytic spliceosome. The transcript has 5 exons. Gene Ontology annotation, biological process: alternative mRNA splicing, via spliceosome; mRNA cis splicing, via spliceosome. The coding region runs from base 153 to 1310 and encodes 385 amino acids. Gene Ontology annotation, molecular function: RNA binding. The record is from RefSeq and is a predicted model, not a curated record.